Molecule: messenger RNA, 2804 nt
Organism: Tetranychus urticae (two-spotted spider mite)
Lineage: Eukaryota; Metazoa; Arthropoda; Arachnida; Trombidiformes; Tetranychidae
Product: RNA-binding protein MEX3B
Molecular function (GO): RNA binding
Source: RefSeq, a predicted model, not a curated record
CCUCCACCUUCGAACAGUAGCGCCGCCCCUGUCUACACGAUGUUAAGGCUUUCGUUCUCUUUGUGUCUUUCUCAUUCAUUACUCUGAAUCUGAAUUUCUCUUAUUCAUUUUUCCCUGUCUUUCUUGAACACUCUCUCUCUCUCUCUACUCUGUGUAUUUAUCUUCACUACAUUAUCUGUUCGGUGUUGCUUCUGGUUCUCAACAACAUUGGAGCAGACUUUGUUUCACUGCAAUGAAAAUUAUGUCUUGUUGAAAAAAUAUAUAUAUAUUAACAACAAAGAGAUUUUUUUAAUUUACUUAUUAUUUUAUCAACAUUGGAUUACAAUUUUAUUUGUCAAAUUGGUCUCACAACGUGUUACAAUUAAAGGUCAUUGGUUGACAAGAUAGUUAUUAAAGAGGAAAAUUUUAAUUUGUAAAUCACAUCUUUAACUCUACAGUACAUCACUACAUAUUAUACAUACAUCCCAUACUAUACAUCUCGACACAAAAAUACCAAAAUUUUUAUUAUACAUUAAUAGUGAAGGAAAAUCUACUGUCAUCUGUUGUUUUUUUCUCAAUCGCCACCAUCAUCUUCAUCCAUCGACAUCUCAACUACAUCCUACUAAAGACGAAUUUAUUUAUCAUCUCUCCAGUUGAAAUAAUCAUCAACAGUAUCAACUUUAUCCUUUGACUUUCACUGUCAAUCUACCUGAAGAAAGAUAUAAAUUAUUAAAAUUGAUAUUUAUAUUGGUUUGUUUUUCCCUAAGCUGAUUGUAACAAUCGCAAAAAAAACCUAUUAUACCUAUUGAUAUUAACGUGAUCAUAUAUUUAUAAGUAUAUUUAAAGAUAUAUUUGAAUUUUACAUCUUUACAUUGGUGCAAGAAAGUCUAUCACAAAUUUUUGUCUGCCACUUUCAAAGAAAGAAACAGACGUAUUUCUAUCUCCCAUCCCAAUUGAAUUUAAAUUUAAACUGUGACUAAAGACAACUGCAGUAACCUAAAAGCAACGUUUUUUUAUUUUAUAACAAAGCAAUUAAAGAUUUAACGAGACAAAAUCAACCAUGCCUGCUGGUUUUUUCUACGACUGUGAAACAACUAACAAUUCCAAUAAUAACAAUGGAUUGGAGGACCAAAGAGCUCUACAACUUGCAUUUGAAUUAUCCAUGUUGGGAUUAAUCAACGAGGAUGACAACAGUAUUUCAAAUAACAACAACAACAAUAAUGUUAAUCACAAUUUUGAGACUGAAGCAAGGACAAAGAAAAGUCAAAACACCACAGAAUGUGUUCCAGUUCCCUCAUCUGAGCACGUUGCUGAAAUAGUUGGACGACAAGGCUGUAAAAUUAAAGCCCUGAGAGCAAAGACAAAUACUUACAUAAAGACACCGGUGCGAGGUGAGGAGCCGGUUUUCGUGGUAACUGGUCGAAAGGAGGAUGUGAAUGCAGCUAAGAAAGAAAUUCUCUCUGCAGCUGAACAUUUCAGCCAGAUCAGGGCUCAACGUAAGGGCAAUCUCAAUGGUACUGGUCUCGGAGGUCCAGGACCUAAUUCAACUGUACCUGGUCAAAUGACCAUCCAAGUUCGGGUUCCCUACAGAGUUGUUGGCCUCGUUGUGGGUCCUAAGGGUGCCACAAUCAAACGUAUCCAACAAGAGACCAAUACUUACAUCAUAACACCAAGCCGGGAUAAGGAACCCAUUUUCGAGGUUACAGGAUUACCUGAAAAUGUAGAAAGAGCCAGGAAAGAAAUUGAAGCUCACAUCGCCAUCAGAACCGGGGGUAUAAUCGAUUCAACAACGGGUGCCACUUCAUCUACCGCUAAUUCAAGCUCAGGCGAUUCAGAGGCUAGUUCACGAGAAUUUCUUAACAACUCACCACUUUUCAACGCUUUUUCCUCAACAACAAAUGGAUUUGGCCCAUUAUCCAAACUUGACUCUGACCCAUUCUCCGCAUUCUCAGCUACAUCCCGCGACACGGAUAUCAUCUCUCCAAGUACUCAGGAUUUGUUUAACUACCAUCUCAAUGGCCAUUCAAAUACAUCAUCUAAUAACAAUACCAAUCUGGAUUCAUUCAGUAAAUUUGGUGAACUUUAUUCAUUACUCAACAAUAACAGCCCUUUUAACGGCAUUAAUGGUACCUCAUUUGCAGCACUCUACGAAAAAGACGAAGGUAUUGGUGAAUCUCCAACAUUCGAAUCUCUCACAUAAAGAAACGAAUUUUAGCGCAUUUCUAUUGCAUGCAUACAUACAGUACAUACAUACACACAUACCUACAUAAAUACAUUAAAAACAUAUACAAGGUCUCUCUCCCCUUCUAAUUGAACCCUUCAAAGAUCUAUACCAUCAUGUUUUCAGAGUAAAAACAAAGAAAUCAACAAAAUUUAGCAAAAAAACACAACAAAGACAUCACAAAAAAAAUAACCUUUAAGGCGAAAAAAGACAACAAACAAUAGAACAAAAAAAUAUUUAAGCAAUAACUGAUGAAAAAUAUUUUAAGUAUAAUUUUUUUCUAUUAUUUUUUCUGCAUAUUUCCAAUUAUAAUUAUGUUUUAAGUAUAAAUUAGACAACAAGAUGAUGAAAUUAAUAAUUGAUGAUUAUAAUUAAUUAUAAUUGAAUGAAUGUUAGGCCCUUUAAAAGCAAAACAAAGAAAAAAAACUACAAAAAAAACAAGAAUCUUGACUUAUUACUAUAAAACAACAAAACUAAACGUAAAAAAAUCAACCAAAAAUUUUUGAUCUCUUGUGUCAAUCCAUUUUUCAUUUUUAUUUUCAAUGUUGUUUAUCCGACAAACAAAGACAAAACAAAAAUUAAAAUCAACUUAACAAACAAUCAA